Messenger RNA from Aedes aegypti (yellow fever mosquito), 3070 nucleotides. RefSeq lists its product as uncharacterized. The transcript has 2 exons. NCBI's taxonomy places the organism in Eukaryota, Metazoa, Arthropoda, Insecta, Diptera, Culicidae. The coding region runs from base 131 to 1396 and encodes 421 amino acids. Gene Ontology annotation, cellular component: plasma membrane. The record is from RefSeq and is a predicted model, not a curated record. Gene Ontology annotation, biological process: detection of chemical stimulus involved in sensory perception of smell; sensory perception of smell. Gene Ontology annotation, molecular function: olfactory receptor activity; odorant binding.
UUUCUCCUGAACGGGUCAGCAACAAUGAACGGAUUCUCUUAGUCAAUUCUUAUCAUUCGAGCCAUUCAGACAACGAAGACAAAGCUGCUUAGAAUCGGUAAUAUCCACAGAAAAGGUGGAUCUUGGAAACAUGGAAAGAAUCCGUAAGCUGGUUGCUCAACUACAAAUCUCUGUGCGAGAUGACGAAAGUGAUUAUUUUCGCACGAUGGACUACUUCCUGAUCCUGGGAGGCAUCCAACUGCUGUCGAAAAAUCCCGUCCACCAAGUGUUGUUUCUCUGCUACCGAAUGCUAAUGACGGUCCAGUUCUCCGUUUGGUUUGACCGAGUAUAUGUGGCUUACUCGGAGUGGAACUCGACCAGCGAGCUUAUUGGAGUGAUUAGCUUCUUGCUGGGACUGGUAAUGAUCGUGGUAAGGGCAAUAAUUAUCCGAUUGUAUCUAGAAGACAUCUAUGCGGCCAGAAAGUAUUUAGGGGCACAGCUUAAUGGCCUCCGUAUGUCAGAAAGUCGAAUCCAAUCGUACCGUUUGCUGCGUCGUAUUGGUCUAGUGCUGGAAUACACUUUUUUCGCUGACCAGAUUUUGUUCUAUGCAUUCGGAAUCUAUCAGGACAAACAGUACACGGUUCCAGAUAAUCUUAGCCGGUUAGGCUGGCAAAUGAAGUUACUCUUCAACAUCAUCAUUUCCACUAACCAUUUCGUAUUUUCGUCCGUUUAUGCGACAAUUUUAACAGUUCAGAACACAUUGCUCAUGGGCAUUGGGGCUGAGCUGGAUGUUAUUCUGGCACAAUGUGAUGGGAUCAUGGCACGGGUGGACGAAAAAUUGAAGAACGCAGUCGAUCGAGAUGGGGAUCAGAGAAUGUUAUAUGAUGUACGGGGAAGUAGAGCGGAGUAUUUUUUCUGGAAACUCAUGAAGAGAGAAUUGAACGUGACAGUUGCUCGACACUCUCGUCUGUUGGAACAAAUUGACAUUCUUGGAGGUUUCUUUAAGAUGAACUUCCUGGUGAUGUUCUACAUGGCGAUCGUGAUCAUCGGUUGUGCUUCAUUCUAUGUCAAUAUGCUGGGUUUAACGGUAAACACCGUCAUCAUUCUCAGUUACGUUGGAGCAAUUCUGCUGGAGUCUUACUGGUUCUGCAAAAUUGCAGACAACAUGAAUGACACGAACAGUCAAAUCGGUGAAUCUCUGUACAACUUAGGUUGGUCCGAACGGAUGCCGGAGAUGCCUGAAGCGAGGAAAGAGUACUUUGAAAUCCGGGAGACGCUGCUGAUUGUGAUGACCAAGGUGCAGCAAGAUCUGGGCAUCAGCUGUGGAGGAAUGUUUGGACUGUCGAUGCAGGCGUUUCAUGAAUUGCUCAAGAUGAUUUACUCGUUUUUGACGUUUUUGCUGAACACCACUUCUUAAUUUAACCAAAUUCACUUAUCUAAGUAUUUAGAGAGGCAAUGGGUUAACGACAGACAGAAAUAUCCGUGAAAGUUUUAACUAGAUUAAAUGGGUCUUCGGGUAGUAAAACUUAUGCUGAAACUAAAAUUACGUUAGUUCUGAUGAAAAUGAAAAACUUGAGUUUUAAAACAAAAAUUGAGGUUUUUAAUGAUGUAUAGCUAUUUAGGGUCAAAGCGUGAAGAAAAGCAAUUUUCUUUUGUUAUUACCUAUUUAAUAUUGCAGAUGAAUGUUUGACUUUGUUUUUCAACUAAAAACAGGGUUGGAAAUUGGAUUUUGGACAGCUAUUUUGAAAACAGGACCUAUGUGCACUGUAGUCAUCCAGAUACCUUUAAAUAUGAGCAACGUUUCAUAUUUCCACUAACAACCGUCCUAGAAACCACAUUACCCAAAAAUCUUAAAGACAGCUUACUCUUUCACAAAGGUUGCAUUUCACGCGUGGGAUAUGUGCCGCAAACUAGGAUAUUUUUCAACAUCAACCACAAUCCCUCCAUCCCUUACACAAUGCCCAGUGCAUUCUUAACCCAGUUAGUCGCCUGAUUCUUGUUUGCCAUUGCGGUUUCAAAUUCUGGCAAAAAAGGAGGACGAACGGAAUUUAAUUUUCGGCAAAUUUCCAACGAGAUUAAACUUAAAUUGGCCAAGGCUUCUGCUGAUGCUUCGUCUUCAUACUCCAAAUUUCAAAUUAUCAUGACGAUGGCGACAAAGACGGCACUGCCAAAGGGACGACGGCGGCGGCUUGCCAAGAGCAGAAGAGCGAAAGUCUCGUUUCGAAAAAUGGCCCCGGGGUGACAAAUUUCCGUUACCGGGAUCCUGCAAAGGCUGUGGAAGCAGGACUGAAGGAGACCGAGUCGAAAAUUCGAGAGCAUUGUGAACGAGGUUUCUGAUAAAAGGGCAAUUUAGGCGAACCCGCAGGGCCUCUUAGAAAUUGUGUAUCUCUCGUCGUUGGACAGUCGUUUAUUCAACGUUUGUUUAGGAGCUGCUCUGAUGCUGAGCAACAUGAGGAAUUUGAAAGGAUGAUUGGAAUACAACUCGGCAUGUCGUCGCUUGUUUACACGAUGGAGACGUUGUGCUAGGAUUUAUGUUUGCGGGAGGGAUCGUGAUUUCUGGUUUACAUGUGAGAAAAUGGUGCUUAAUUCUUGUGGUUAGAAUGAAAUUCAAUUAGUUGGAGAGAACCCAAGAGAAUCGAGCUUCUUGUUACAAAACCGCAAUUUUUGUUAUCAGCUGAAUACGAACAUUCCACAUCUGAAUAUAAUAACUCACCAAACUUAUAUUUUGGAAAUGUUGAGACAGUACUGGACAUAUGAGACGAUAAAUUCGUAUUUCCUAAUUUAUUAUUAUCAUGCAACCUUGUUAUUCAUUUAUGAUGAAGAUUAUCAUUUUUGUAGCGUGCAAGAAUCAAAUUAGAUAUAUAAACACGAAAUUGGACAAUGCAUUUUAUUGACGUAUUUCAGUACCUAAUUGACCAAUCUCAGAAUGUGGCCUCCAAUGCCAGACGCAACCCAGAUAUGUCUUGAAUAUGGUAAGCUUGUACAUCGUGUAAUAUUUUUGACUCCUGGAAUAAUGACAUAUAACUGAUAAUAAAUCUUCGAGCUGUUUAGUGGAAUAUUUGUAAGUAAAUGAAAAACCAAAUUUAGUACU